Messenger RNA from Porites evermanni, 699 nucleotides. The record is from the annotation of a GenBank genome assembly. NCBI's taxonomy places the organism in Eukaryota, Metazoa, Cnidaria, Anthozoa, Scleractinia, Poritidae.
AUGUUGGUGUUCCAAAUACCAAUAUGGCGGACGGGUGCUAGUCACCAACAAGUAUACUAAGUUGCGAUUUUUUCCAGUUUCGCCUCCUCAAAAUCCCAAUGUGCCUGAUUGUGGGGUAUUCUAGAAAAAGCGGUGGAGCUAGGGGAAUCCGCUUGCAUCGAGUUUCAGCAGUUGUGACGAAUCAGGGCCCAGAAGUUGAAAAACUAAACAUUAAGCAAAGACGAUGAAGGAUCUCAGCAAUAAGCCGCGAUGAUCUCACAGAAAAGGUCGAAGGAAAGGCGAAAACGACAGAUAGAAUUGCAACAACAGGAACGUUUACUGAAGCUACAGAAAUUAAAGGAACCUGGAGUCCCCAUUGCCGACUUUGCUUCUGAGAUUGUUGAGAUUGAAAGCUUGAAUACUUCAGAGGCAGAGCAACUUCAAGAGGAGACUGUAGACUUGCAACCAGACGAGCAAGUAACACAUGACUGCUAUACACAAACAGAGGCUUUUGAUCAUUUAUAUCAGUCUGUGGCGUCUCCCUCUGUUAAGGACGGUCCACGCACUGAUGCCUCUACUCAAACAGAAAAGUUUCACUACUUGUUUACCCAUUCAUCGACGAGCAAGCCUUUCAAGCAGAAUUAUUUUAGGGAUGAUAACGCGAAAGUGUCAUUCUACACAGGCCUGCCAACAUACGAAGUGCUAGAAGCCACUUUUAUU